AUGGAUGCUUACCCGCGUCCUAGCUCCUCCCGGGCGUUAGCAACGACGGCAGCGCCGCCACCGCAGCCUGCUGAAGAGCCGCGCUACUUGCUGCGGCCCAAGCCAGACACGCUCAAGCUGCGGAAACGGGCGGACUACCACACAGAGUCUAGGGAGUUCACCUACGGCAUGAUGUGCAGGGACCAGCUGCUGCGGGGCGACAUCACCCUCAACAUGCCACAGCAGCAGGUGGAGUACCGCAAGCGGCUGCCGCUGGCGGGCGGCGCCGUACUGGCGCUCAACGCAAGCUGCCGCCUGGAGGGCCAGCGGCUGCGGCCCGAUGCGGGUCUGACCGUCGAGUUUGGGACGCACAGCGGGCCGCGCGGCGACGGUGGCGCCGUGUACGUGGCAGACGCGGGCGGCGGCGGCAGCUUCGAUGUGCACCACAGGUUCAAGGUGGCGCGGGGGCUGGCGCUGGAGGUGUGCGGCAACGUGCGGCUGCCCAGCCCGGCGGCGCGCUACUCUCCCGAGUCGGGGCAGCUGGUGCUGGGGGAGGGCGGCUUCCACCUGCACGUGGCGCAGGUCAACGCCGUGGUGCACGUGUGA
Chlorella variabilis is the source of this 585-nucleotide messenger RNA. Its product is annotated as expressed protein. The transcript is spliced from 6 exons. Lineage: Eukaryota; Viridiplantae; Chlorophyta; Trebouxiophyceae; Chlorellales; Chlorellaceae. The record is from RefSeq and is a predicted model, not a curated record. Bases 1 to 585 code for a protein of 194 amino acids.